This is a messenger RNA of Penicillium soppii, 948 nucleotides long. Its product is annotated as class I SAM-dependent methyltransferase. Gene Ontology annotation, molecular function: S-adenosylmethionine-dependent methyltransferase activity. The coding region runs from base 1 to 948 and encodes 315 amino acids. The record is from RefSeq and is a predicted model, not a curated record. The transcript has a single exon. Lineage: Eukaryota; Fungi; Ascomycota; Eurotiomycetes; Eurotiales; Aspergillaceae.
AUGUCCCGACAAUCUGCUACCCCGGCUUCGGGUACGCAGGAAAAAACCUUCAGCUCAUACAAUAAAGAGCAAGGAGAGGCCUAUUCCCAACUACGUCCGGACUACCACCCUGCACUGUAUCAGACCAUCCUAGAUCAGCAUGCAAAAUCUGGCGGCCAGUUCGAUACCCUCAUUGAUUUGGGUUGCGGACCCGGAAAUGUCGCUCGCUCCCUCGGCGUACACUUCGCCCACGCUUUCGGUCUUGACCCCUCGGAUGGCAUGAUCGCCACUGCACGCUCUCUGGGUGGAACCACAUCGAUCUCCGAGUCCAUCCGCUACGAAGUUUCAACAGCCGAAGACAUUGGGUCAAACCUCUCCGCACCAAUCCCAAAUGACAGCGUCGACCUCAUCACGGCUGCCAACUCAGCGCACUGGUUUGACAUGGCCCGUUUCUGGCCAAGUGCUGCUCGCGUCCUCAAGCCCGGCGGCAGCGUCGCAAUGUGGACAACCGGCCAGAUGCGCAUUCACCCCUCCGUGCCAAAUGCGGAAGCUAUGCAAGCUGAAAUCGACCAGAUCGAGGAGCAAUAUCUCCGGCCCUAUUUUGAGCCAGGCAAUCUGCUUACCCGUGGUCGUUACAGGGAUCUUCUUCUUCCGUGGACCUUGGACCAGCCAGUCGCGGAGUUUGACGAGAGGAACUUCUUCCGGAAGGAUUGGGACCUCUAUGAGAAGUUUUUUGUCUCGGAGCCAGAGGUAUCUUUGGAUAUGUUUGAGAUGAUGAUUGGGACUAUGAGUCCUGUGACUCGAUGGCGCCAGGCGAAUCCGGAUGCCGUCGGUACCAACAAAGAUGUAGUCAAGAUGUGGCGCCAUGCAAUGGAGCGUCAUUUGCAUGCCGCUGGUGUGGAAAGGGGCAAGGAGACGGUAAAGGGUGCCAUGUGCGGUGUGGUGCUGGUUAUCAAGAAGAAAGAUUAG